AUGAUCUGUCUUGACAAGGCUGACGAGGGCAGCCUUCGCCACCUCACCUACAAUCAGAGCCCGCCCGCCCUGGCCGCAAACCAAACCACUCGCCAGGACCUGAACGGUAUAUCAAAUCUGCGCGAGUAUGUUGCAGCCAGCCAAGACGAUGCGUCUGGAGCGGGAACCGGUGGGAUGCUUGGGGAAGCCGCCUUCAACGACAAAUUGCGCCGCCAGGCGGAGCCGCAGCUUCUGAUGCAGACGGCGCAUGCAAGACGAUGCGUUGGUGCAUCGCUCUUGCACUCCAAGGCGGUCCCUGGCUGCGGUGGCCAGAACCGCCUUGUCCGGGUUCACUCUUUGCGGUGCCUGGGGCGCCUCUGGAGCUGGUUGACCUGGAUUCUAUCCGUUCUCUUCUUCUCUUAUACGAUUUCUAGCGUUCAAAUGUCGACCUACUGGGCCAGAAAUGGGAGUCUUUGGCCCAAUGCUGAUCCCGCAGCACCCAUCUCCUCCACCAUUGCCAAUGCUUUUCAAGUGCUGGACAGCCGGGAAAUGAAUAGCCUUGAGAAGCGGUCUUCUUGCGCACCGGGUGGCAUCAACCAGGACCAGUACAACACCGGGCUUCACGUCGCCGCCCUCUUCAUCAUAUGGUUCGUGUCAACAUCAGGAUGCGCAUUUCCCAUAAUGGCUGCCAAGUUUCCCGGUUUGCGGAUCCCGCGACGUUUCUUCUUUGCUGUGCGCCACUUCGGAACUGGAGUUCUGAUUGCAACUGCCUUCGUGCACUUGCUCCCCACAGCCUUUGUGUCCCUUGGGAACCCUUGCCUUGGGAAAUUCUGGACGGAAAAAUACAACGCAAUGCCCGGAGCAAUUGCUCUCGCUGCAAUCUUCCUGGUCGCCAUAAUUGAAAUGGUGUUUCAUCCGUCGAGACACGUUCCGCCUGCUGAUAUUCUUGCGAAACCCCGGGUCAAAGAGCGGGAAGAACUAGAGGCUACUGAUUCAGAGGGCCAUCCUAUCCGUGAUUUGGGACCUCUUCGGGGCCGAUCCAGCAGCCUGGCACAGGGACUCUCGCAGCUAAACCAAGCUCCUCUGGCCGGAGACGUGUCGGCAAGGGGGCUGGUUGCGGACCCUACGAUCGCCAAGGCGACAUCCAAUGACUGCCACCUUGUCACGGAACAAGGCGAACCCGAACAGGAUAUCUUGACCCCGGACCAAAAGCGCAAGAAGGACCGAUUGCAGUGUAUCUUGCUCGAGAUGGGUAUUCUAUUCCACAGCGUUUUUAUCGGCAUGGCUUUAAGCGUCAGCAUCGGAGACGACUUUGUCGUCUUGCUGAUUGCAAUCAUUUUUCACCAGACCUUUGAGGGUCUGGCGCUUGGUUCGAGAAUCUCCGCCAUUGGAUGGGGUGGCAAGACAUGGCAGCCAUGGCUUAUGGCAUUGGCAUACGGCCUCACGACGCCGAUCGGUCAGGCCAUCGGCCUCGCGACGCAUAUGCUCUACAGCCCCGACUCUGAAGCCGGCCUCAUCCUCGUUGGUGUCAUGAAUGCCAUUUCCGCAGGCCUGCUUACCUUUGCGUCCCUUGUCGAGCUGCUUUCGGAAGACUUUCUGAGCGAUGAGAGCUGGCGCCACCUCCGGGGUAAAAACCGGGUGGUUGCGUGCCUGCUGGUCUUCUUUGGUGCCUUUGGCAUGAGCCUCGUGGGUGCUUGGGCUUAA
Metarhizium album ARSEF 1941 is the source of this 1683-nucleotide messenger RNA. RefSeq names its product Zinc/iron permease. Bases 1 to 1683 code for a protein of 560 amino acids. The transcript has 4 exons. The record is from RefSeq and is a predicted model, not a curated record. Gene Ontology annotation, biological process: zinc ion transmembrane transport. Gene Ontology annotation, cellular component: plasma membrane. Gene Ontology annotation, molecular function: zinc ion transmembrane transporter activity. Lineage: Eukaryota; Fungi; Ascomycota; Sordariomycetes; Hypocreales; Clavicipitaceae.